AUGACCAGGGGAAGGCUGAUCUUGAUCGAGGGGCUAGACCGCGUCGGGAAGAGCACGCAGGUGGGUGUGCUGGCCGAGCGGCUGCAGCCGCACGUGCAGCUGAUGCGGUUUCCCGCGCGCGACACGCCGGUGGGCGCGCUGCUGGACCGGUACCUGCGGGACCGCGACUUCGAGCUGGCGGACCAGACGGCGCAUCUGCUGUUCGCGGCGAACCGGUGGGAGUGCGCGGCGCGCAUCGAGGCGGCGCUGGCGGCGGGGCAGCACGUGAUCCUGGACCGGUACGUGUACUCCGGGGCGGCGUACUCGGCGGCGAAGGCGGUGCCGCGGAUGGACCUGGAGUGGUGCGCGGCAGCAGACCGCGGGCUGCCGAAGCCGGACCUGACGCUGUUUCUGACGCAGGGCGCGGCGGCGGCGGCGCAGCGCGCGGGCUACGGCGCGGAGCGUUACGAGCAGCCCGACUUCCAGGAGCGCGUACGCGCGCAGUUCGAGCGCGUGCUGGCGGCGGAGGACGCGGCGUACCGCGCGGAGCAUCUUGUUUUUGUCGAUGUGGCCGGCAAGUCCGUGGCCGCCGUGGCCGGCGAGAUAUGGGCGGCGGUGCAGCAACACUUGGCGCGCGACGCAGGCGCACUUAUGUACUUCUAG
Eremothecium gossypii ATCC 10895 is the source of this 642-nucleotide messenger RNA. It is a transcript of the gene CDC8, whose product is annotated as bifunctional thymidylate/uridylate kinase. The transcript has a single exon. Gene Ontology annotation, biological process: dUDP biosynthetic process; dTDP biosynthetic process; dTTP biosynthetic process. Gene Ontology annotation, cellular component: cytoplasm; cytosol; nucleus. The record is from RefSeq and is marked provisional. NCBI's taxonomy places the organism in Eukaryota, Fungi, Ascomycota, Saccharomycetes, Saccharomycetales, Saccharomycetaceae. Gene Ontology annotation, molecular function: ATP binding; dTMP kinase activity. The coding region runs from base 1 to 642 and encodes 213 amino acids.